UUCUGAUUGGAGGGUUUAGUUCCAGAAGCGAGUCAGUCUCCGUAAGUCCCCACAUCUUCAGAUGUUACAGGUGGCUUUUUUGAGCAACCAGGCUUCAUUCAGCAUGACUCAGGUCCACCUGUUUGGUGAUCUUAGCCGGUGAAGGAAGGACUUCCAAGAUUGCGACGACCAGAGUCACCACACCUAGUACCGAAGGUCUUGGGUACCAGAAGGUUGAGGUUGGUGAUCAUCUGUUUUGAUUCUGACUUUCUUUGAACCCUACGAAGCAAUCUACAGUACGGAGACAGCUCUGUGGAAUAGCUUAACUAUUGUACUUCCAGUAGGAGCCAAAAUGUGUGUGCCUAGUUAUGUCACACAUGUUUGUAGGUCAACUUUACUUCUGGAAAUUGGUACAGGGGAUGUGGUCGUUGUUGUCGCACCUUAAUUUUACCUGUGUGGACUUGGUGGUGGGAUUUCUGGACAAAGAGGGGUGACAGGCUCCGGUAUCUUCUGUUGACCGUGUCACUGUUUAUUAUCACGUUUCACCUCUUAAUAUUGUCUGAGAACUUGGUAGCACCUGUUAGGUGACCCUAUAGAUUAGCCAGGAGUGCCACGACGGCGAUGACCAGAGCCACCACACUGAUCUUCACAACAGAGACUACGUCCAACAGUUCUUGAACGUAGCACGAGCCUGGCGUAGGAAGAUGACCGGUAACCGUCGAGUGAAGAGGGUCAAAGGUCAGAAGUGUAAAGUGACGUCAAGACACUUUAGAUCACCGUGGGAACCGGGGGCUCUUUAGAGGCCGGGAGAGGGGGCCAAUCAGAAGCCAGAUUAAAAGGUUGUGAGGUUGCCACGGAGACGAUGCCCCCCCCUGUUGUGAUUGGCGGCAGGCGAGAGGUCAGAAGUCACCGGAACAGUCACAAGACAGGAAACGGCCACCUGACGCAGAUGAGAGGGAGACGUGAAUCUCGCGAGAUUUGGAGCUCUCCCAUGGUUUUCCUUCUUCCAGUCAAACGCAGCGGGGGCAGAGCUGGUGUCGAUCCCAGGAAAGUGCUUCAACCUGCGGGCGGUGAUGAAGAUGAUGAUGAAGAUGAAGAUGAGAUGACGCUCAGGGUGAACAGCCGUCAGCUCCUCUUCCUGUCCACACAGGAAACAUCUGCAAACUUCCAGAAAGAAGGAACGCUGCGAGUCGGACGGCAGCACCGAGAUCUGGCCGAGAGGUUCUGUCGGCUGAGAGGAAACCUGCUGUUCAUCCUGAAGAAACAGGGUGGUGUCCUUGAAGAGGUUCUGCUGUUGGAGAGAUGUGAGGUCAUGAAGCUUCCAGAUGAUGACAGACAGCUGGCUGUCAGCUUCGACAGCGGCGACCCUCGCGUCCUCUUCCAGUCCGGUAGCUCUGCAGACUGCGCCUCGUGGCUCGUCGCUCUGAGAGACGCCAACACCGAGACGCUGAGGCGACGCGCCACACAUCUCCGCACGCUCAUCAACACACACACCACCACCGCUGCCGGGGGAGACGCACAACACACACACGCUGUCACACACGCUGUCACACACGCUGUCACACACUGCAGCGACGAGGCACACCGAAGACCGGAGGAGGACGGAGGUGGAGCUGAACCUGCUGCUGGAGUCUGUCCACUGCACCUGAGAGUGGGUGUGGUUGCCGCGGCAGCCGGAGUUCAGGUCCAAGUGUGUGUGAUCGACACACACACGCACACAGUCAGGAAGUACUGCUGCGCUGAGGUGGAGCAGGGAGCAGACGACGGCGUGUUUCAGACGUCGGUGUGUUUCCGUGGCGACUGUCCUCUCUGCCAUCACAGCAGGAUCAAAGUGACGGUUCACCACGAGGAGACGACACACACCGCCAGGAGCUUCCUGGGCUUCACCUCCUUCUCCCUCAGAGAUCUGCUCAGGUCCGAGGAGCCUCACCUGUCCCUGAGCCUCAGGACCAUGGAUGGCGUGAGCGAGGUCGGCGAGGUGAUGGUGUCCCGUCUGCAGGUGGAGGGAGAGAGCGACAGUACAACUCCUCCUGAGCACAAGUGUCCCGCACUGUGCGACAGUCUUCACACAUCGGUCCACGACAAAGAAAACAGUCCGAUGAUGAGAGCCGUGCUGUGUGCUCAGGUGUGUAAGGUGUACAGGUUUCAGACGGAGGAUCAGAGAUGGCUGCUGGUCCGGGAACAGAUGUCGGAGACGCCGCUCUCUUUCUCUUUACCCAAACAGCUACUGAGCGCGCUCAUACAGGAGCACAGAAACAGGAUGCAGCAGGUGAAGGAGCUCGGUGACCUUUCGCCUCACUGGGACGGGCUCCGCCACGACGUCAUCAACCACUGUAACCACCUGAUUGGCUGUUAUCAGGAAACGCUCGAUGAGCUCGACAAACUUUCGGUUUCGACGUGUUUCAAGUCGAGCGGCAGUAAAUCAGACAGACACCUUCAGUUCGUUCCGACCAACCUGCACGUGCAGAGGAUGGAGGUCACCGAUCCGGACAGCACCGGUGUUUGGUAUGAGGUUAUAACAGUCGGCGCCCCGGCUGAUCAUCACCAGUCCUUCAAACACGGAGGUCUGAAGAGGCUGCUGCGUAAACACGCACUCCACAGAAACAGCUCCGUCUCUUACUCCCAGGAUGAGAGCUCCAGAGCGAGGGAGCUGCUGGCCAGCGUGGCCCAGCUGCAGCCUCUGGUGUUCGGGUUGGCCGAGGAGCUGCUGUCCGUCUCUCUGGAGCUGAACGCCGCCCGGCUGCAGUGUGUCCUGGACAGCCUGACUCAACAGACGGAGCAGUUUGUCCACGCGCUCAAAGACGAGCUGGUGAAAAGCGCCCUGUUGGCGAUCCACAACCAGCGCUCGUCCGACUGCGACGGCAGCCACGUCCACAGCAACGGGUUGCUCUGCGACAACACGCCAGCCAGUCAGGAGGAGGGAGAGGACGCCGGCCAACGCGACUCAGAGUACGACGAGGAGGAAUGGGACAGAGCGUGGGCCAACGUCGCCAUGAGCCUCAACUGCAUCAUCGCCAUGGGCGACCGGCUUCAGGGGCGCGAGGACCACCCACCGGAGCUGACGUCACCAACGGGGGACGCAAACUCUCAGAACACCGCCUCCUGGCAGGAGCAGCUGCUCCCCCUGGUGCUCACGCUCAGGGAUUGCGUGCGCGAGGCGGUGGGGAUGGCCCGGGCCGCCAUGACCUUCGUGGUCCUCCAGGGGGCGGUGUCACAAACUGUCGCUCGGGGACCGGCACACAUCGUCCAGAGGCACCACGCCGUCUUCAGCCAGGCGCUCUCAGCGGUCGUGUGCGGCUUCGUGUUGAAGCUGUGUGGAGGUCUGGAGGAUCAGCUGUUCCUGCAGCAGCUUCAGUCGGUCGGCGUCCUGGCUCAGUUCGAAGGCCUGCUCAGCACCUACGGUGACGAGCUGGGGAUGCUGGAGGACAUGGAGGUGGGUGUCGCAGACCUGAGCGGUGUUGCGUUCACUGUCACCGAGGCGAAAACGGAAGAAUCGGACGACCUGCUGCCCACGCUCAGCGGAGCAUGGGGCAGUUUGGUCGUCGAGGUCCCGUUACCCUCGGAGACCUUCGGGUCGUUGCCACGGGAGCUGAAAGAGGGGCGUUUGAUUCGAGUUUGUCCCGUUCUCUUCAACAUCGGGAUCAACCAGCAGCAGAGUCUGGCUGAGAGGUUCGGCGACAGCUCGAUGCAGGAGCGAGUGAACCAGCAGAGCUGCGAGCGUCUUAAAGCUUACUGUCAAACACUGAGAGACAAACUGCCGGACAUGGCUGGUAUCCAGUCACUAUCAGACCUGCUGUCCUCUCUGGAUCGAAGCGUCGAAGCCAAGAAGAGGAAGAACGUGGAGGUCCUGUGGAUCGCUGCUGCGGUGUGUCGUGCGGUGAACGGCGUGCGUCUGACGAGCUGUAAGAGCGCGAAGGAUCGCACGGCGAUGUCGGUGACGCUGGAGCAGUGUGUGUUACUGAGAGAGCGACACACACUCGGACAGCAGCACUUCAACACGGCGCUCGACUGCAUGAGGAGGUCUCGUCUGUCCUGGGGGCAGAUGCUCGGCUGUUACACCCAGCCAGGGUUCACUGUGUGUGGGUUAGACUCGGGGGAGCGUCCCUCGGGUCUCCGGAGCUCCGGGCUCCCGCCGUGUUUGGCUCCUAAAGCUCCGAGACGACACCUGUACCCGGUGGCCUUCCUCCUGGUGACCUCUCACCUGCUGGUUCUCUGGCUCAUCCUCAGCCUGGUUAUCCUGCUGGAGAAAUACCAGUAGACCGGCACAGACAGACAAAGUGGACACAUUCCUUCCUGACUCUUUACUUACCUGCACAGCCCUGAGACUCGAUCAUCUCCCCCUUAAAACACCGCUAACGACGUCCUGAGACGAGCUUUCUAAAUCACACAGGAGGGGAAGUUACUCCGCCCGCGGACGCAGAAAUCAGGUUUAUUAUCAAGUCUUCACGACAACAAACAGACAAAAGUGCAAAAGUCAAGAAUCAUAAACUUCAAUUAAAGUCAAAUAUAUGUGGAGAAGAGACUUUUUCAACAAGCUGCUGCGCCGAUACGACAGGAGGGGAAUAUUUAUGUAGCAUUAAAGGUCCAGUGUGUCAGAUUACGGCCACAGACAGGAGGAGUGUUGGAGUUUUCGGUGAGAAGAGUUGAUCCGGAUCCAGCUGCGAGACGCGACCUGUCGUGUUCUGACUUUGCAAAGCUGCAGCACAGAAACAUGAAGACUUUGGUUUGUGGGAGAGCAGUGGUCGAGUGACAGAGGCGGUGAAUGAGAGCGAGCGAACGAUAAUCAGAGAAAUAAUGUUUCGACAGUAGCACAGAGUGGACAAAUUAAACUCUUCGGUUUCUUCUUCAUGCUAAGAAAGAGAAGGUGAAGCGAGUGGGUUGUAAUCCGACAGACUGGACCUUUAAGUUUAACGUUCAUUUUUAUUAAUUCAUGAUUUGAUUGUCAGAAUUUAUCAAGUGUGUGUGUGUGUGUGUGU
This is a messenger RNA of Larimichthys crocea (large yellow croaker), 4955 nucleotides long. RefSeq names its product type II inositol 3,4-bisphosphate 4-phosphatase. The record is from RefSeq and is a predicted model, not a curated record. Gene Ontology annotation, molecular function: phosphatidylinositol-3,4-bisphosphate 4-phosphatase activity. The transcript has 27 exons. Bases 842 to 4237 code for a protein of 1131 amino acids. Gene Ontology annotation, cellular component: cytoplasm. Lineage: Eukaryota; Metazoa; Chordata; Actinopteri; Sciaenidae.